Cylas formicarius (sweet potato weevil) is the source of this 1792-nucleotide messenger RNA. RefSeq lists its product as uncharacterized. The record is from RefSeq and is a predicted model, not a curated record. NCBI's taxonomy places the organism in Eukaryota, Metazoa, Arthropoda, Insecta, Coleoptera, Brentidae. Bases 237 to 827 code for a protein of 196 amino acids. The transcript is spliced from 4 exons. Gene Ontology annotation, molecular function: acetylcholine receptor regulator activity.
UUACGACGGGAGGCUGGGAUCGAGCCCGCGUUCGUCUCCGAAAAAUGACGCUUCGUGAACUUGGACGCCACCGUGGGUCAUUGGUCGGUUAAAUCUGGCGACGCGAUUUGAGCGGGUCGAGACUUCGUGUAUAACUGGUUGCCUGUUGACGUCAGACGGGUCAGUUAACUGUUGACCGGCCGACGAAUGGAUUAAACGUCUUUAGGAUACUGUCGGAGGAUGAUUUUUGGACUGUGAUGUUCAGAAUCGGCAUGCUUCUGAGCUGUAUUUUCAUGACCAACACCUUGGAAGACGCCAAUCUAAUUUCGAACACGAUCGAGGGCAGCAGCAACCAGCAGGACUUUGUCGACUUUGACAAAUACGCAGUCACCUGUUACAUCUGCGUCAACGUUUCUGACAACCCAAUUUGUAACCAGUUUGCCAUCGACCGACCUUGCAAACCAGGGGAAACAUUCUGCCACACUCUGCACAUAAUGGACUCCAAAGGAACGAGCGUGCUCGUCAACAAGAAAUGCACCACCGAGAGGGAAUGUCAGCGGAACAAGGUGGGAUGCGUGGAAAUCGACGCGCAGAGGAUGUGCAUAUCCUGCUGCGACCAGAACUACUGCAACUUCAACGCUCCUACGAACAGCUCGACGGCUGUAUUCGACGACAGGAUCACGAAAAUGCGCAUGCUCGCGAAAAACCUCUUCCGCGAACAAGAAAAAGCACUCACCACAUCAGUAAAGGAAGCCAGCGAUGGCGGAAGACUAGGGAAUCGAACGACAGGGAUAUUUUCGGUCGUCUGGAUCGCGGUGGUUGUGAUAAUAUCCGGACAUAGAAUUUAGUUAUGUAAGAACAAGGAACUUUAAGCACUAUCCCCAAUUAUUUGCGUUAAAAAAGAAUUGUGGUGAAACUCAAUUAUUUUCUCUGGAGCAACAGGGAUUCGAAACGGUCUGAAUCGGCGAAAUUUACCGCAAAUACUAAAUAUGAUAAUUAUACCAUUUUUUAUUCAAUGCUGUAUCCAUGCAAUUCGUAGUAAAUUUGUAUAUAAAAAUAACAUGUUAAUUAAAUAUUAUAAGUAUAGGGAAUAAACUCUGACUGUUAGCCGUAAGACGUAUACGCCGUUAAUUCUUACGGCGGGAUUACAGAACGAACUUGAAUCAAAAUGAUUAUUCAAAAAAAUCGAUUCUAAACCUUUGGGUUGUCUAUUUUUGAUAUUUCUUUCCAUUAAGUAUAACUGUAAAAUCUUCCACCUUCGUAGAUAUCGUUACACCUAUAGGCGCCAUCUUCAAAUCCACCAUUUAUCCCUAAUAUUUGUUGUUUAUGUUAUUUAAAAGUCUAACUAAACUUUACCUUUUGGGUUUUCUCGGAACAUUUAUUAGUGUAGCGCAACACGUGCCAAAUGAAAAUAUAAAGCUUGAACUGUAAAUUUUUUGAAUUGGGCUUGCGUGUUUCAAAGCCAAUAUCUAUUUUCGAAGAGCACGGGAAGAACCAUUUACCAUAUCUGUGCUUCAAUGGACACAGAAGCAGCGCGCAGAGAGAGAUGCAACCAACAAUGUUCUGCUUCGGUUUCUUUGUUGUAUUGUUUAAUUACGAAACUUAUGUAUUAUUUUUUAUUAGGAAAGGAAAUCGGUUGUGUAAUAUUAUUUAAUUAGUUACGGUCGCCGAAGAAUAAAUACUUGUACAUAUUGUUUACAUGUACCCCCAUUAUUUGUUAUUUAAACGAUAAAAAUAUAUAAGCCAUCGUUCGUUAGUUUCUGCGUUUCCGAGACUUCUUUCUAUUUUACACGUGUAGUUAAAUUACCGAUUA